AUGUCUGAAGCGCCGGUCAACCCUGACGCAGACGGUGGUGUUGUUUCUGCACCGCCACUACUCCAGCCUUUGUUACGGAAUUGGGCGAAAGGCCAACGCCUCGCUUUCCUCGAAAACUUUAUCAGCGACUACCAGGAAGCUUUACUCACAAAAAAGUCUUCCUCGGUCCUCGAUUCCAUCAUCAACCAAUGGUUCUCACAGUAUCAUUGGACCAUUCCUCUUUGCGCUCCUGACGACGCGACGCCAACUAUCCUACCUGUUGAUGCGCAAGGUCACGAAGUUCUGAUGUCGGCGGACUCAAUCCUCAAGGGACGAGUAAUCGAACGCGCGCGCAAUUCUCUGUAUCAUUGGUAUGAAUACCGCUGCAAACGAACGACAACACUUCCACGCACUCGUAAAGGAGACAAGGAUCCAGUCUCUGCCCUGGUGAAUCAGCUUCUCGGACGGAAUGGCUCGUCGUCAAGGCAUACUGCAGGUUGGGAGGUUUGGGGAAAGGAGCACUUCCCCUCGUUCAAGGACCAAUUCGAGGCGGAGUUCGCUGCCAGUGGCCGACGGAAGGCUGAAUGUGCAGCUGCACGGAAUGACUUCAAGUUAGUGCGUUGGAAGGAGCUCGAUGAAGAGACACAACGUCUGUGGGACGAAAAGGUGAAAAGCGUGCAUUCGGCCAAAAAAACCGCCGCGAACAAGAACUCGGCGGCGUCAGGGUUGUUGGCUCCUGCCAAAGCUCAAUUAGUUUUAGACAAACUCCCGAAUCUGUUGGGACCUGUCAUGCAAAUCAUCAGAGAGACAGUGGGCAUGAAUAUCAGCGUCUUAAUUGGUGGCCCUGAGCCAAAGAGGAAGGCUGUGGAGGAGCAGCGCGCGCGCGCUUUACCUGACAAACCGCCUAGUGAUGAAAACACCAUCACUGGGCCUUCAUCCUCUGGCAUUGACUCGUCACCCCCAACUACUGCCCUGCCCCCAAACCCCUCGGAUAUAGCAGGUAACGAACGUAAGCGGAAGCGCCAUGUGGAAAAGAAGGACAAAAAGGCUAAGAAGAGCCGAACGAUGCACCAGAAGGGCAAGAAGCACCACAAGCGGCCAAACAAACACCGCAAAUCGAAGGCCGCCUCUGAUGAGGAUGAGUCCAGUACUGAAGCCUCCUCAAAGUCUUCGGAAAGUGGUGGGGACGACAAGGACAAGGACAAGGAUAAGGACAAGGACGGGGACAAGGACAAGGACAAGGACAAGGACAAGGACGAUGACGACGAUGACGAUGAUGACGAACCAGUCAAUACACGGUCCACCAAACGCACGUCGAUGGAUCCGAAGCGCUGGAAAGUCAAACCCACGACAGCUGUCAAAGCUGUUAAAUCCAUCAGCAUCAACAUCGAGCCUGUCAACACCAAGACCGCUCCUCUUCCCUCUCUCCCGGUGACUGCACCUUUGCCCCCUCCCCUUUCUCAACCUCCAUCUCCAGUUCGCCCCUCGCCAGUUCAAAUUUCACAAGCAAGUCCCCCCCCAACAUCCAACCCUUCCGCGCUUCCUGUUCUUCCCAUUGCUCCAUCAGCACAAGAAGCAGCCUCAUGGCCUUCUUGGUUCGCUGAUGCCCACAAAUGGCUGUCAAGUCAGGAUCUAGGCCCCGACUUCGCAUUUUUGAUCAAACAGUUCACCGAUUUAGAGCGACUUACCGACUUCGCCCUGGGGGCGCGUUCUGCAGGUUUCAAAUCGGACAACAGGCCUGCAGAAGUUCAUUAUUGGAUUUCUCGUGGGCGAGCAACACAGCCAACGGUCGACAAGGUGGCUGAGUUCGAGAAGCAGUGGUGGAAGUGGGGGAAGGGGCUUCAACCCGAUUGGAGGGCCAUUUCAAAUGUGGAUGGUGCUCUCGACUCCUCGCAUCGCUUGGACUUGGUCGAUGGUGCCAAUUGGUCAGCGGUAAACAAACACGGGAGGAACGGUUUUUAUUCGGUGAUGGCAACUCUUGUCUGGUGGGGUGUAGCGCUCCCCGCUCCGUCCACUACAGAUGAAGAUUGGAUGGCGGCCGUUCGGGAUGUGGGAUGGGUGCUCGCUGGUCUGUUGGAAACCAGCUCGCCAACGCCGAUUUCUACCAGUGCUUCACACGCGCAUGGCUCGUCUACAUCAAUUUCUACCAGCACCUCGCGCAAACGCAGGUGCUAG
Messenger RNA from Laccaria bicolor S238N-H82, 2154 nucleotides. RefSeq lists its product as uncharacterized. Bases 1 to 2154 code for a protein of 717 amino acids. Lineage: Eukaryota; Fungi; Basidiomycota; Agaricomycetes; Agaricales; Hydnangiaceae. The transcript is spliced from 6 exons. The record is from RefSeq and is a predicted model, not a curated record.